AUGAAUCUGCGAAAGCGCCUUAACGACCUCAUGACGCUCUUGAUCAUUCAAGCUGUCCACCUUCACAGGAGACCCGACAAUCUCAGUCGCAAGAACAUCUUCCAAUACAUUAUAGGACACCAAAGGAUGAUUAAAUCCGUGCUAAUAUUCAACAACCAUGGCAGACCACGCUUGAUCAAGUUUUAUCAACAAAUUGACGUUCCAACCCAACAAAACCUAGUACAAGAGAUAUUUCAACUCGUUUCCAAACGCCCAGAUACUGUUUGUAAUUUUCUAGAAGGCAGUCAAAUGCUCGGCGGUAGUGACACUCGAGUCAUUUACAGACACUAUGCGACUUUAUAUUUUGUGUUUGUUGUCGACGAAUCUGAGAGUGAAUUAGGAAUUCUCGAUCUGAUACAGGUUUUCGUAGAGGGUCUUGAUAGGUGCUUUGAGAACGUUUGCGAGCUUGACCUGAUCUUUCAUUUCGAAGAAGUGCAUCACAUACUCGCCGAAGUGGUCUUGGAAACGAACUUGAAUGAAAUUGUUAAUGCUGCGAAUGAAUCAAAUAAUAAGGUCAAAAAGCGUGUAGGAGCAAUGGCUUCGAUUACAAAAAGUAGCGCUGGUGCUGUUGCGCGUGAUUUAGGUGCAAAUCUUGCCAACACCGCAACCAAUGUCUUACAAAGCACUAUGAGCGCGACAUUGCGACGUACUGGGUUUUAG
Paraglomus occultum is the source of this 699-nucleotide messenger RNA. Lineage: Eukaryota; Fungi; Glomeromycota; Glomeromycetes; Paraglomerales; Paraglomeraceae. The record is from the annotation of a GenBank genome assembly.